GCAAAGCACUGUGGGUAGACGUCCUACGCCCAAAAUGGCGGCAGGAUUGAAAAGUUUGUUGCUGUUUUUGUUUUAUUUUAUGGCAUUUUAUCGUCCUGUGUCCCCUUCUGAAUAAAUCCCUAUAUUUAUCACAGUUAAGAAGGUUGGUCGUUUGUUUCCGAUCCACGAAGGCGUGAUUUGGAUCGGUGUUUUGUUUAGUUUAGCUCGGUAAAGCGCCUCCUCCGUGGACGCGUACGAGGCAGAUGGCUCUGAACUCGUGGAUAUCACUGCGUCUCAUACGAUUAAAAUGAAGAGCAUUUGUACAUAGAGAUGGAGGAUGACGUAAAGAAAGUCAAAAAGCCAGGUAUUGUGUCUCCGUUCAAGCGGGUGUUUCUGAAAGGAGAGAAGGGGAGAGAUAAGAAGGCUCUGGAGAAGUCCACCGAGCGCAGGGCCCUCCACACCUUCUCCCUCUCUCUCCCGGACCACCGUAUCGACCCAGAGAUUCUGCUCAAUGACUACAUUGAGAAGGAAGUUAAGUACCUGGGACAGCUGACCUCAGUUCCUGGAUAUCUGAAUCCCUCCAGCCGCACAGAAGUUCUGCAGCUUAUUGACAAUGCCAGGAAGUCUCAUCAGUUGGCAGGGCAGCUGACAUCAGAGCAGGAUGCUGUUGUCAGUUUGUCGGCAUACAAUGUGAAGCUUGUGUGGCGCGACGGAGAAGACAUCAUUCUUCGCGUACCCAUACAUGACAUCGCAGCUGUGUCCUACAUCAGAGACGACUCGCUCCACCUCGUGGUGCUAAAAACGGCUCAGGAGCCCGGUGGUUCUCCAUGUCAUAGUACAGAGAUGUCAAAGUCUCCCACUCUGAGCUCUCUUUCGGAGAGCGGGGCUGUGCUUGUGGAGGUCUGCUGUCUGCUUGUGCUGGCAGUCGACAAUAAGGCUGCGGCAGAGGAGCUGUGUCUUCUGCUUAGUCAAGUCUUCCAGAUUGUCUACACAGAGUCCACCAUUGACUUCCUGGACAGGGCCAUCUUUGAUGGAGCCACAACCCCCAUCAGGCAUCUCUCGAUCUGCAGCGAGGACUCCUCGAGCAAAGAUGUCAAAGAAGUGUUUGAGGCCGAGGCGAGCACAUUUACUUUUUCUAGUUCUCUAGAGGCGGGACACUCCUCUAGCCCCUCCCCCUCCUCCACCCCGGCCUCGCCGCAAACCAUAACAGCCAGUGAGAGUGAACUAAGCACAACGGCUGCUGAACUGCUACAAGACUACAUGACUACAUUGAGGACAAAGCUGUCAUCUCAGGAGAUACAGCAGUUUGCCACACUGUUACGCGAGUACAGAAACGGAGCCUCCAUCCAUGAGUUCUGCAUCAACCUGCGGCAGCUUUAUGGAGACAGCAGGAAGUUCCUCCUCUUGGGACUGCGGCCUUUCAUUCCUGAGAAGGACAGCCAGCACUUUGAGAACUUUUUGGAAACCAUCGGCGUGAAGGACGGCCGCGGCAUCAUAACGGACAGCUUUGGGCGUUACAAACGUACGACAAGCUCUGCGUCAGACUCCACCACUAACGGAAACGGUGCUGCGGGCGGCUCGGACGAAGGAACGGCCACCUCUGAGGGCGACGAAUGGGACCGCAUGAUUUCAGACAUAAGCAAUGACAUUGAAGCGUUAGGAAGCAGUAUGGACCAGGACGGCGUGUCGUCUUGAUGUCACGGCACUGGGUCAGUGACUCGCUGCGUGCUUUAGCCAAUCACCACUUGAGAUAAUCACAUGGGCCAUCGGUUCAUAUUGCUGUCCAUCAAAUCUGACAAUGCUGGAGUUCGGAUACUGUAUGGAUACCACUUCCUGGCCAUCCUCCUUAUUUUUAUACGUUGUGCCAUAUUAACACGAGCAGAUUUUUUCAGAUUUUGAGAAUUGUGAUUUUUCAAGAUCUGCGAUAGAAGGAUCAUGUAUUGCUGUGGACAGCAGUUGUGUUCUUCUGGGAUGUUUAUUGGCAGUAUCUGCUACCACUAAUGAGAGACCUUGUUGCUGGUAGAUCUUGCUCUUCGCGCUGAUCCGAAAGCUUAUUUCCACCACAGAAUACAAAGAGCUUGUUACCAUUUAUUUUACACUUUUACUUUUUUUCCCCCCUCACAGUUCUGACAGAAUCUCAGAAUUGUGAGAUAUAAAAUGUCAGAACUUACAAUUAUACAUUUAUAACUAAAUUGAGAGAAAUGUGAGAAUUGUGAGGUAAAACAUGUUAAUUUUCUUAAUAAAAAAAAAAAGGUAAAUGUCUUUUUAUCCCAUAGUUUAGACUUUUUUACUGCAAAUUCAAGUUAAACCUUUUUACUAAUUCUAUCCAAAUCACGAGAGAAAAGCAACAGUUACCCCUUUUUAUCAGUAUUAAAAAAAAAAACAACAAAUUUUCUCUCUCUUGUGUUUUAAGUUUGUCUCGCAACUGAGUUCGUCUUAAAAUUAAGGGUUGAGAACCGUUUAGAAAAAAAACUUGCGCAAAACCUUUUAAAUGGAAGUUUAUUUAUCUCGACUGAGAGGAAAAAGUCACAUUAUUAUUUUUUUUUUAAUAUAUAAAAAAAAAGGUAAUUGACACUCUCACUUUGGGUCACUUUUUCUCAGAAUCUCACAUUUUUAUUUCAGUCAGUCUUGCAAUUGAGUUUUUUAAUGUUCAGCUGAGAGAACAAAGUGUGUCAAAUUAAUUUGAAGGUAACUUUUUUUUUUUAUUCUGUCGCAGAAAUAAGCUUCCGCGGAUGUGAGAUCAGUUUGCCUGCGUCUCAUUCAUUUGUAAUGCGACCUCUGAUCAGUGUGAAGGAGCAGUUUGGAGCGUUGCCUGGUGGCCUUCCUCAAGCGUGAUCUGUAUUGCCUUACGUGUGUGUUGUAACCUGAUGGAAGUGAGGUGCAGUAUAUUUCCUCCUGCAAUGAAGUGCUAAUCAAAACUUGACCCUUUUACACACCCUUAUAUUAACUGGCCGUUGUUCUAUUACACUUCUUUUUCCUCUAUCGUAUAUUUUUCACUUCUUCUAUAUUUGUUUCAGCCAGGAUUGAUUAUAAUUACCCAGUUAUUAUCAAGUGGGUUUCUUCAGGUAGGAAAUGUAGCACUAUGUAUUUUUUGGUUUUGACUGAAAACCUGGAAAAUUUGGAUAUUAGACAAAGUCAGUUUUCUGGCUGAUCGCGAAUGCAAUAUUCACUAGACAUGUCCCGCCAUUCAUUGUAUCUCCUCCGAGAUUUCAGUUAUCUAACAUUGUGCCUUGCAGAAUCACUGAUUGUAUCAUCCAACAUGGAUGCAAGUAAUAUUCUGUAAUCUGUACAGAACGUGACUGAAGUAUGAGUUUAUUAAAAAGUGCAGCACUUACA
Molecule: messenger RNA, 3315 nt
Organism: Puntigrus tetrazona (Sumatra barb)
Lineage: Eukaryota; Metazoa; Chordata; Actinopteri; Cypriniformes; Cyprinidae
Gene: ccm2
Product: CCM2 scaffold protein
Exons: 10
Coding region: 310-1674 (454 amino acids)
Biological process (GO): heart development; vasculogenesis
Source: RefSeq, a predicted model, not a curated record